This is a messenger RNA of Acinonyx jubatus (cheetah), 2372 nucleotides long. It is a transcript of the gene B4GALT4, whose product is annotated as beta-1,4-galactosyltransferase 4. Gene Ontology annotation, biological process: carbohydrate metabolic process. The transcript is spliced from 9 exons. The coding region runs from base 393 to 1526 and encodes 377 amino acids. Gene Ontology annotation, molecular function: glycosyltransferase activity. The record is from RefSeq and is a predicted model, not a curated record. Lineage: Eukaryota; Metazoa; Chordata; Mammalia; Carnivora; Felidae.
UGCCCGAGUCCGAGCGGUGAGGUCGGCCAGGGGGCCUGCGGAGGCCGAGCCUGGCAGGAGGCACCGGCUCAGGUGCGAGCACCUCCGCGGCGCUCCCUCUGCUGCCGGCGGGGAAGCCGGGCCAGAUGCUGCCAGUUAUUGCAGGACCAUCUGGAAGCUCUUGCCUAGAGUGCGAGACACUGCUCCUGUGUGCUCUGUGAAUUCCGGAUGGAAGGGAUGGUCUAAGCAGCAAUUCCUUUCAGAAUCAGAGAUUGUUGGAGCGGAAUUACUGAACAAAAGCAGGCAUUGCAUCUUCAGUUGUCACCAAGUUUGCCAUCAGGUUACAAGAGUUGAACUCGAAGCUUCCCCUGCAGUGAAGUGGAAAGAGACAUAAUCCUCACGUAAUAACAGACAUGGGCUUCUUCAUGACUUUCCACCUUUCCUACAAGUUCCGGUUACUGUUGCUUUUUCUCUUAUGCCUGACAGUGCUUGGGUGGGCCACCAGUAACUACUUUGUGGGUGCUAUUCAAGAGAUUCCUAAAGCAAAGGAUUUCAUGGCCAAUUUCAACAAGGUCCUAGUCUGGGGGAAGGGAAAAACUCUGACUCAGGAAGCAUCCAUGAAAGAAGCAGACCUCAACAACUGCCCUUCUGUGUCUCCAUACCUCAGGGGCCAAAACAAGCUCGUUUUCAAACCAGAUCUCACUCUGGAAGAAGUGGAGGCAAAAAAUCCCAAAGUGCACAGAGGCCGGUAUCACCCCGAGGAAUGUAAGGCUUCCCAGCGGGUCGCCAUCCUCAUUCCACACCGGAACCGAGAGAAACACCUGCUGUACCUGCUCGAACACCUCCAUCCCUUCUUGCAGAGGCAGCAGCUGGACUAUGGCAUCUACGUCAUCCACCAGGCUGGAAGUAAAAAGUUUAAUCGAGCCAAACUCUUGAAUGUGGGCUAUCUAGAAGCUCUCAAGGAUGAAAACUGGGACUGCUUUAUUUUCCACGAUGUGGACCUGGUCCCCGAGAACGACUUGAACAUUUAUAAGUGUGAGGAGCAGCCCAAGCAUCUGGUGGUUGGCCGGAACAGCACUGGGUACAGGUUACGUUACAACGGAUAUUUUGGGGGUGUUACUGCCCUAAGCAGAGAGCAGUUUUUCAAGGUGAAUGGAUUCUCUAACAACUACUGGGGAUGGGGAGGCGAAGACGAUGACCUCAGACUCAGGGUUGAGCUUCAUAGAAUGAAAAUAAUCCGGCCAAUGCCUAAUGUGGGUAAAUAUACAAUGAUCUUCCACACUAGAGACAGAGGCAAUGAGGUGAAUAUAGAACGACUCUUAGGAGAGGUGUGUACCCUCCUGCCUACAGACAGCACUAUGGGAGGAUUCAUAGAUACCCUGAAGCUUAGCCAAGGACCUGUUAGCAAUGGAUGGAUGAAGCUCUUACAUCAGGUGUCACAAGUCUGGAGAACAGAUGGGUUGACUAGUUGUAUUUAUAAAUUACUCUCUGUGGAUUAUAAUCCUUUAUAUACCAACAUCACGGUGGAUUUCUGGUCUGGUGCAUAACGUGACCUUGGAUCUUCUGGUGACAUUCGGAAGAACUGAAUAUUUUAUUGCAGUAAUUUUGGACUAGACACAUUCGGAAGAACUGAAUAUUUUAUUGCAAUAAUUUUGGGCUAGAGACCAAUAAUUUUUGGACUAGUAGCACACAUUAAGAACUUGUUGCAGCUAAUUAUUGAGCUGCACUUUUUCUUUUUGUAUUUUCUUAGCAGAGCUCCAAGUAAUACGGGAUGUAAAACAAUUGGAAGAAGACAGCUUUCUUGGUUGUUUUCCCCCUGAGGGUUAAAUCUUGUAAUACAGAUACUUGAAGGACUGAGUAUAAAAGGACUGUUCAAAGAAUACCAUGAAGCCUAGCUACUUGAGAACUUGGAUUGAAGGAUAUUUAAGUUUGGGCUAAGAAAGCCCACAGGAAAUAGGAUUGCUGAAUGUCUCAGAGAACCAGAAUUGUUCUCGUCUGUGGUAGAAAGGUACGAAGAAGUCUACCUGUUAUUCAUUUAUCCUGCACGCUCCUCUGAAGAGCUGGGCCCCAGGUGGGAAGAAGGCCGCAGAAGAGAGGAGAAAGGUGAAGAAUCAAGAUGCAGUGAACUUGAGGAUGAAGGGCUGGGAGGAGGACAGUGAUGGAGAAGCAGCCACAGUUGUGCUGGUCACUGCUGCUGCUCCCUGUCCUGGGGGUCACCUGCCCAGACAUGUCUUCCCAGGAAUAACCCAGCAGGGAACACAUUAUCUACUAGUUUUUAAAGUAUUUUUGUAAAAAUGAUUUUGUACAUGUAGGAUAUGAAUUAGCUGUUUACAAAUUACAUAUUCACUCAUAAUAGAUCGAAAGUACCUCUGUAGUAAAAUAUGGAAAAGCUU